This is a messenger RNA of Adineta steineri, 1068 nucleotides long. NCBI's taxonomy places the organism in Eukaryota, Metazoa, Rotifera, Eurotatoria, Adinetida, Adinetidae. The record is from the annotation of a GenBank genome assembly.
AUGUCAAAUACAACGGCAAUCAAUUUAUAUAUUGCUAGUUUAAAUCUUCUCCAAAACAAUAUUUUACGGUAUACAUAUAUAAUAAUUUUCAUCGCAGGAAAUAUUGGAUGUUUCUUGAAUGUCUUAAUUUUUACUCGACAAAAUUAUCGACAACUUUCUUGUUCAUAUUAUAUUCUUGCAUCAACUUUCAUUGAUUUAAUACUUAUUAAUUUUAUUAUUCUUUUACGUAUUUUAAAUACUUUUAAUAUCGAUCCAACACAAACAUCUCUAAUUAUUUGUAAAAUUCGAAUGUAUAUUGCUCAAGCAGCAGGAGUAUUAAUAAGAAUUUUUAUUGUCCUAGCAUGUAUUGAUCGAUGGGCAAUGACAUCAAGAGUGGUUAAAAGACGAGCUUUUACAAACAUGAAAAUCCCAAAAAUUUUAAUACCUUCUGUUAUCAUAGCAUGGUGUUUAAUAACUAUGCAUGUUCCAUUCUAUCAAGAUAUUGUUAAUCAUCGUUGCAUAAUAACAUCUACUAAUUACACAACAUUUUAUAAUAUUUUUAAUGCAUUUAUUUCUGGUCUUAUAAUCCCAAUGUUAAUGAUUAUUUUUAGUUUAUUAACUGUUCGUAAUGUCAGACAUCUUCAACAACGUGUACAUGCUCGUGUACAAAUAUUAGUUACAGCAAAUGUCAAUGAACAAACUGUACAACCUCAAGCUAUAAAUAAAAAAUCUUAUGAUUAUCAAUUAUCUUUUAUGAUUUUAAUUCAAGAAUGUGUCUAUAUUAUUUCAAAUUUACCAUUCGUAGUAUAUUCAUUUUAUAUUGCAAUCACAUCAAGCUGGAGUAAACCAAUUCUUCAAACAACAAUUGAAACGUUUUCAAUGAAUAUUGUUUAUGCAUUAUUAUAUUUGAAUUUUUCUUCGACAUUUUAUAUUUAUACAAUAGCAUCUCAUACAUUUCGUAAAGAUUUAAAACAAUUAUUAUCUUAUAAUCGUUUCAGAAGUAUUCUAUUUGGUAAUCGCCAAAAUAUAGAAGAUGUAUCAUUUACACAAGAUCAAAUACGAAUGAGAACAGUUAAUAUGCGUCAAUGA